GCUGCCACCACUGCAGCAGCAGCAGCGGACGCCGGAGAUUCAGAGCUGCGUGUGGGGGCAGGGAUGGACGACGGCGAAAGCGUCGGCCGGAGCGAGGACAAGGCCGACGCUCCCCCGGGCGACGACGGGACCUCCGCGCCGCUCCCCGAGACGAUCCAGAUUGGCAAUUCACCUACCUACAAACUCGACAGAAAGCUUGGAAAAGGAGGAUUUGGGCAAGUAUAUGUUGGUCGCCGUAUUUCGACUCCUAGUCUUAGUGAGAGGACACCUGGUGCAAAUGCUUUUGAGGUUGCAAUAAAAUUUGAACACCGAACAAGCAAAGGCUGCAAUUAUGGAGCUCCUUAUGAGUGGCAAGUUUACAACACUCUUAGCGGGAUUCAUGGUGUGCCAAGAGUACACUACAAAGGGAAGCAAGCAGAGUAUUAUAUCAUGAUUAUGGACAUGUUGGGACCAAGUCUGUGGGAUGUAUGGAAUAAUAAUUCCCACUCAAUGUCUGUUGAAAUGGUUGCUUGUAUUGCUAUAGAAGCCAUUUCCAUACUGGAGAAGAUGCACUCAAAAGGGUAUGUCCAUGGUGAUGUAAAACCUGAGAACUUUCUGCUUGGACCCCCAGGCACACGGCAAGAGAAGAAGCUUUUUCUUGUUGACCUUGGGUUAGCCACUAAAUGGAAAGAUACUGGUACAGGAGAGCUAGUUGAGUAUGAUCAGCGGCCUGAUAUCUUCAGAGGAACCGUCCGGUAUGCUAGUGUGCAUGCUCACUUGGGAAGAACUGGAAGCAGGAGAGAUGACCUUGAGUCCCUUGCCUACACACUUGUUUUUCUUCUGCGUGGCCGUCUUCCUUGGCAAGGAUACCAGGGAGAAAAUAAAGGUUUCCUUGUCUGCAAGAAAAAGAUGGCUACCUCUCCAGAAUCUUUGUGUGGCUUUUGUCCGCAACCUUUCCGACAGUUUCUUGAGUAUGUUGUGAACUUAAAGUUUGAUGAAGAACCAAAUUAUGCAAAGUGCAUCUCUCUUUUUGAUGGCAUUGUUGGCCCAAAUCCAGACAUCAGACCAAUCAACACUGAUGGUGCUCAGAAGCUUAUACACCAAGUUGGUCAGAAAAGAGGUCGCCUCAUGAUGGAGGAAGAGGAUGAUGACCAACCCAAGAAGAAGAUCAGGAUGGGAAUGCCUGCAACACAAUGGGUUAGUGUAUAUAAUGCACGGCGGCCUAUGAAGCAGAGGUACCACUAUAAUGUUGCAGAUGGUAGGUUAGCACAACACAUUUCAAAAGGAAAUGAAGAUGGCUUGUUUAUAAGCUCAGUUGCCUCGUGUUCAAAUCUGUGGGCUCUAAUAAUGGAUGCUGGCACUGGCUUUAAUUGCCAAGUAUAUGAACUUUCUCCAUAUUUUCUUCACAAGGAAUGGAUAAUGGAGCAGUGGGAGAAAAACUUCUAUAUCACUGCGUUAGCAGGUGCAACCAACGGCAGUUCUCUUGUGGUCAUGUCUAGAGGAACACAAUACGCUCAGCAAUCCUACAAAGUAAGCGACUCGUUUCCCUUCAAGUGGAUAAACAAGAAGUGGAAGGAGGGUUUUUACGUCACAGCUAUGGCCACUGCAGGAACCCGAUGGGCAGUAGUCAUGUCACGGAAUGCUGGCUUCAUAGAUCAGGUUGUGGAGCUUGACUUCUUGUAUCCAAGUGAGGGAGUCCAUCGGCGUUGGGAUAAUGGUUAUCGCAUCACUGCAACUGCUGCUACAUGGGACCAGACAGCGCUUAUCUUGAGCAUCCCUAGAAAAAAACCUGCUGAUGAAACACAGGAAACCCUAAGAACAUCCGCUUUCCCCAGCCAGCAUGUGAAGGAGAAAUGGGCAAAAAAUCUCUACUUAGCCUCCAUUUGCUAUGGAAGAACAGUAUCAUAAGGUUUAUGUGGCUUGUUUGUAGAGUUUAUUUAUCGACUGCUUGGUUUAUGAUUAGAUAGUGGAGUUCUGAAGGGCAAUGAUAUUUCCAAUCCUUAAUUUACUUAUAGUUAACAGAGUUCAUAGAUCAUAGAUGGCAAAGCCUGCUGUUUUUUAUAGGUUAAGAGUGUAUGUUGUGGAUCUAUGUUGUUGUAUUCCUAUUCUCUUUGUGCAUAGAAUGCCAAGUUGCGUGUGCUCUAAGUUGUAACAAUGCUUACCAAUCAUGCAUAUAGUUUAGAUUAGAUAUUUAACCCUUGGGGUAGGCUGCAAAAUUGUACAAACUUCCAGUUGUGCCUGCGUGUUGCUCUGGCCUUUUUGGUGCCUGGGCACUACCGCAUCGCACUACUGCGUUACAGUUUCUGUAAUCUCAUGUGAUGUCUUAGUCCUUAGGGUGUGUUUGACUGCAA
Molecule: messenger RNA, 2330 nt
Organism: Lolium rigidum
Lineage: Eukaryota; Viridiplantae; Streptophyta; Magnoliopsida; Poales; Poaceae
Product: casein kinase 1-like protein HD16
Exons: 16
Coding region: 64-1887 (607 amino acids)
Biological process (GO): signal transduction; endocytosis; peptidyl-serine phosphorylation
Cellular component (GO): cytoplasm; nucleus
Molecular function (GO): ATP binding; protein serine/threonine kinase activity
Source: RefSeq, a predicted model, not a curated record